Molecule: messenger RNA, 899 nt
Organism: Leptonychotes weddellii (Weddell seal)
Lineage: Eukaryota; Metazoa; Chordata; Mammalia; Carnivora; Phocidae
Gene: TMEM35B
Product: transmembrane protein 35B
Source: RefSeq, a predicted model, not a curated record
UUCCCUCUCCUCGCUCCCGGAGGGCCUGCGCGGCCAUGGCGCUCGGGCUCCGCGCUUUGCGCGUCCUGCUGGGCGGCUUCUUCGCACUCACGGGGGCAGCCAAGCUUUCGGAGCAGAUCUCGGCUCCCGCGUCCCAGCAGAUGAAAGCCCUGUUUGUGCAGUUCGCUGAGGUGUUCCCGUUGAAGGUGUUCGGCUACCAGCCCGAUCCCAUGAACUACCAAGAGGCUGUGGGCUGGCUGGAACUGCUGGCUGGGCUGCUGCUGGUCCUGGGCCCACCGAUGCUGCGAGAGAUCAGUAACUUGCUUUUGACCCUCCUCAUGAUGGGGGCUAUCUUCACUUUGGCAUCUCUGAAAGAGUCACCAAACACCUACAUCCCACCUAUCAUCUGCCUGGGGCUCCUGCAGCUGCUGGAUAUCUGCCAUCUCUGAGUCCAAAGAAAGAAAGUGGUCAGGCCCACCAGGAAGAAGACUCUUCCAAGUGCAUUCAAGGAAUCCUGGGAGUCGAUGGCCUCUUGCCUCUUCAUGCCAUGUCACUGUCACGGCAGAAACAUGGUGGAACACACAGUCUACCGCCUUGUUACCAGUACGUCCAGGGUUGGCCAGUGUUGAAGUAGACAUCUUAUCUACCUGACCCUGCUUUCUGUCUUGGACAUUUACUGCUCUUUUUUGAGGGAUACGUGUUAAACAUACUAACAUUCCUCAUGUCAUGUGAAAAUAGAAAAUAAACAGAAAAGCAACUUAAAUCACCCCAAAUUUUAAUGCACCAAAAUAACUACUAUUAAUUCCUUUUAAUAACUGUACCAUUCAACUUUUUCUAUGCCUUUAUACAGAUAUUUCUUAAUGAAAAUGAGACAAUAUAAAUUAUUACCUGCUUUUUAAAACUCAUAUACUGUAAGACCA